Messenger RNA from Cornus florida, 1407 nucleotides. Its product is annotated as putative F-box/FBD/LRR-repeat protein At4g03220. The record is from RefSeq and is a predicted model, not a curated record. Lineage: Eukaryota; Viridiplantae; Streptophyta; Magnoliopsida; Cornales; Cornaceae. The coding region runs from base 1 to 1407 and encodes 468 amino acids. Gene Ontology annotation, molecular function: protein binding. The transcript has 3 exons.
AUGGAAGAAGAGUUGUCAAGGUUAUGGAGGGAGAGUUUUGAUAGAUUCAGCAAUAUUCCUGAUGGCCUUUUUCAUGAAAUUCUAUGCUUCCUUCCCAUCAAAGACAUUGCUCGUACCAGUCUUGUCUCCAAAAGAUUCAGACAGCUUUGUCUCUCUGUCCCAGAUUUGUUUCUUGCUUUUGAGUUGCAGGAUCUAUGCAAAUUAGGUAAUUGGACAGAUAGGUUUCUCACUCUGCGUAAUGGGGCGAAACUGCGACGUUUUGUUCUGACCUCGUCGACCUCACCCUGUGAAAUUGCUGAGACUCAGAGAUUGGAUAAUAGUCGUGUAGGCAAUUGGAUUCACAAUACUACAGUGAUCUGUAAAGCGCAAGAACUAGAUCUAUCAUUUGGAAUCUCCAAAGACAAAGAAUGCUUUUCUCUACCACUGUCCACCUUCAUUAGAACGAUCAAAUUGAAUCUUUACAAUGGCAAUCUGAAACUGCCUUCUUUUAGCUUCAAUUUGCUCCAGGUUUUGGACAUAAAAUAUGCAAGACUUGCUCGCAGCUUAUCUGAGGAUUGGGUUUCAUCUCUCUUCCCGGCGAUUAAAAAGUUAAAUCUGGUAAGUGUAAAAGGGAUAGACAAUCUCAAUAUCACAAGCUCGUCUCUUGAAUAUUUGGACAUAACUGGCUGUUAUGGCCUUCACAGAGUAGUUGUGUCUGCCGAGAGACUCCAGACUCUAGGUGUCAUAUUCUCUCACCGCGAUUGGUUAUUAAGAAUUUUUGCACCAAGGCUUCGUGAAGUAAAAUUGUGUGAUGAUCGUUACUGCUUCCAAGGGAGCUCUAUGUGCCUACAAAGUGUGAACAUCGAUGCUCCAAUGCUUGUAGAGAGUAAAAGCUUGCUUCUGCUUCUUCAAUUUAUGAACCAUGCCAAAACAGUUACACUCCUAGCUGGCUUUCUUAAUGAGGUGCUUUUUAGACGAGGUUCGCUAUGGUAUAUGUUGGUUAAUGUUCAAAACUUGGUUGUGCAAUCUUUUUCUAAGAAGGAUAAUAAAAUGCUUGCAUUAGCCUCCUUGUUUGGAAUGUUCCCUAAUCUGAAGACGCUGACCAUGAGUUGCUUUGAUUUAUACCCUUUUGGUUAUGAGUUAAGCAACUUGUUGGCUUUAGAUCAACGUAAGUUUGAUAUACAGUAUUGGGAGUCUCACGAUUUUGCAUUUCUUCAUCAAUUGGAGGAAGCCAAUAUUGAGAUUAAUAAAUGGGCAUUUGAAGUUGGACUCAUAAAAUAUUUGAUUCAGCACGCAAAAGCACUCCACAAGAUGACGGUCACUUUUGCUUGCAAUAUUGAUAUUAGUAGAUCAAGCCAGAUUCGUGACAAAUUAUCUGAAUUUUAUGAGAAUUUUCCCAAUUCAACAUUAGAUUUUGUGUUGAAAUGA